UCUCUCUCUAAAAUAAAAUCGUCGAACCAGUGCAGGUGUCUCGCUCACUCUCUCUCUCUCUCUAAAAUAAAAUCGUCGAACCAGUGCAGGUGUCUCGCUCACUCUCUCUCUAAAAUCAUCGAGGUAUGUGGAGAUACAGCCUUCUCAGAGCUUCUUCCAUUAGAAGCCAAUGGCUCAACAGGGCAAACCCCAAAACCCUAGCAUCUACCUCUGCAUUAUCGUCAUGCCUUGAGGUAUAUACAAAUCAUAGAAAAAAUCAUGGAAAUCCUAGUUUCAUGUCAAGAGAAUCUCAUAGUGUUGCUGAAACCAGUAGUUAUGAUGGCGGAAACCCUAGUUUUUCUUCAAAUGUAUCAGAUGGCAGUAGCUUUAAUGGUGAAACCAGUAAAAAUGGCAAUGACGGCCAUGGAAGCCCUAGAUUUUUCUCGGAAGGAUUCCAUGGCAUCAGCAUUGAAAAUAGUGAUGAUGAAAGUCCAAAAGUUGGUGGAUUUUUUCCAGAAGAAUCAUGUGGUGAUGAAAAUCCCGGUAGGACUGAUUCUUUCUCAGAAGAAUCCCAUGUUGAUGAUGCCUUGGCGGCUGAUGAUGAAAAUCCUAACCCUGAUUUUGAAUCAAAAGUUGAAACCCGAGAUAGUAUAGAUAUCAAUACGGAGGAGCUUCAGAGUGUGCUUUCAGUUCUUCAGAGUAGCUUAGAAGGGUCUUUGGAGUCAAAACUAGAUGAGAUGAAUCUCACACUUAGUGACAAAUUUGUUGCUAUAGUAAUAGGUGAUCCUCAUGUUUUGGGUGAGAAUUUGAUUGGGUUUUUCAAAUGGGCUAACAAGCAGUCUGAUUUCUCACCAAGUAUCAGGGUUAUGAAUUCACUGGUUCAAAAUAUCAGUCAAAAGCGAAGGGAAAGAGAUGCACAUUCGUUAUGGAAUUUUAUCAAGGAAAUUGCAGAAAAGGACCAGAAACUGGUAAACACUGAAAUUCUCAAUGAACUCAUCUGCUUCUUUAGAGCUCUGGGCAAAGCUAAGGCUGGCUUGGAAGUGUUCAAAAAGUUUCGGGAUUUUGGAUGCGGUUAUAAUGCAGAUUCGUAUUUUUCUACUAUAGAAUUGCUUUGUUGUAGACGCAUGUUUGAUGAUGCUUGGUCUAUUUGUGAAGAAAUGCUUAAUUCAGGCUACUUACCAAGUAGUGCAAAGCUUGGAAAGUUAAUGGCUUGUUUUUGUAAAGGGGAGAGGGCUAAAGAUGCCCACUUGAUUUAUUUGAUGUCAAAGGAAAAGAAAGAGUUCCCUCCUAUUUCUUCUGUGCACUUUCUGAUAAGUUCUCUUAGCAAAGUCAAUGAAACAGUGAAUUUAGCUUCUGAAAUAUUAGAAGACUACCCCAUAGAAGUGCGUAAAAAGGCCAUUAAACCCUUUUCUUCAGUAGUUCGAGGGUUGUGUAGGAUUGGCGACAUGGAAAAUGCAAAGAUUUUGUUAUUCAAUAUGAUAGAUGGGGGGCCACCGCCUGGAAAUGCAGUGUUUAAUUUCAUUAUAAACGGGUAUUCAAAAUCAGGAAAGCCAGAUGAAGCCAUAGAGCUACUGAAUCUUAUAGAAAACAGGGGGCUUAGGCCUGAUGUUUACAGUUACAGUGUGAUUAUGAGCAGUCUAGUUAGGAGUGGGAGGUUGGACGAUGCCUGUAAUUUGCUCAAUGAAGCUAAGAAAAGACACUCUGUUUUGACUCCUGUUACUUACCAUAUACUUAUACGGGCAUAUUGUAAUGAUGGGGAUUUUGAGAAGGCUAUUUCUUUUCUCGAUGAGAUGAAAGAAAAUGGGGUGCACCCAAAUGUCGAUGAGUAUAAUAAGUUGAUUCAGUCCCUGUGUCUUAACGCUUUAGAUUGGCGAACUGCACAGAAAUUGUUAGAAGAGAUGACUAAAGCAGGGUUGUAUCCUAAUGCGAUCACACGUAGUUUGAUCUCAGCAGUCAAAGAAUUAGAAGAAGAGGAAUUAGCAUCAGGAGGUCACAUUGAAGGGCAGGAGAUUGCAGAAAGUGGCUGAUGAGGCUGAUCAAGGUUAGUAUAUGCUUAUGGAACUGAAUUGGUGAAUGGUAGUCACUAAUGUGCAAGAAGUUGGAAGUAGUUUUGGAAAAGUAGAAACAACCGUCACUAGAAACAGACUGAAUGCUUUGUCACAGCUAAGCAUCAAUGCAGGGUUGUGGAUUUUGAAGUACUGCUCAUUGUAACAAUCAACAAACGAUUUUUGUUCUCUCCGCUAAAAUUUUGUAGAGAAGCAUUUUAAUAUUCAUUAUGUUGCAAUGAUGUGAUCACAGUGCCGGUAUAGAGUCCCAAGUUUGAUGGUUCAGAAGCAAUUCUUCGAACACCCUCUCUUGUUUGAGAAUCUGCGUAUGACUGUUGAGAUUCUGUUGCUGCAAUUGUUUGAAUUAUCUAUAUCUUAAUUUUAUUCUUGGAUUUUGGUGUUUU
Messenger RNA from Amborella trichopoda, 2428 nucleotides. RefSeq names its product Tetratricopeptide repeat (TPR)-like superfamily protein. The record is from RefSeq and is a predicted model, not a curated record. Gene Ontology annotation, molecular function: protein binding. Lineage: Eukaryota; Viridiplantae; Streptophyta; Magnoliopsida; Amborellales; Amborellaceae.